This is a messenger RNA of Lolium rigidum, 1632 nucleotides long. RefSeq lists its product as uncharacterized. The transcript has a single exon. The record is from RefSeq and is a predicted model, not a curated record. The coding region runs from base 1 to 1632 and encodes 543 amino acids. NCBI's taxonomy places the organism in Eukaryota, Viridiplantae, Streptophyta, Magnoliopsida, Poales, Poaceae.
AUGGUCGUGGGCGCAUCAUCCUUGCCUCGAUGGGGUAGCUGCUCUCUCCAUGGCCUCAACACGGAGGUCCGCACGGGGCUAGACAGAGACGCUCUCCCAGGCGCUAGCGGCGGCGGCAUUAGAAUCCCUCCAUAUUUCUGGGGCGAGAGUCAGGUGCCCGACGCCGAGCUUGGCUUCCCCGUGUACACGGGCUACUCGGAGGCGAGGGCCUUGAUCGGCGAGGGAGCCACGGCGGAUCUGACAAGGCUGUCACGCCAGGCCCAAGACAUGGUGGCCGAGAUGUUUGCUAGCAUCGGCGGAGGCCAAGAGGAAGCGGCGAGCGGGCCCAGGGUGGUGCAGCUGCGGCUAUCGCCGGAGCUCGCCCUGUGGAAAAACACCCAACACGCAAUCGGCAACGUGCUUCCACCUAAAGGCAAGGGCCUGAGGCAAGCCUCGCCGCAGGUACUCGCCCAGCUUGGCGCCACCGACUGGCCCGAGGCCAUCACCACCAACAAUGCCCUGUUCGGCGGUGGCAGCACCGCCAUGCUCAUUGGCGCCGCCGACCUGCACACCAUGUUCUCCAACUAUGUGACCGACAUGGCCGUUUACUACGAGUAUGGGUACAACCACGUGUUCCCUCACCUCCACGGGAUGCUGCAGGAUGGGCUCGCCGACGCCCACGCGCUGGCCACCCCUUGCGGCCAGGAGCGCCGGGAGGCCGUCGCCGUAGGCCUCCCCUACAUCCAGGGCAAGAUCGCGAUGGAGGUGGCGGACAGAACACGUCUCAAGGACUUCUCCGCGCAGAUGGAUCGUCGUGCCGCCCAGAUCAUUUUCCUCUUUGACUGCAGCGUGCUGGGCAUUGGAGCCGAGGCCACAGCCCGGGGCUUCGACGCCGGCGCCGUCAUGAGCGACCUAAUCUUGAGCGUGAACAGCCACGACGUCCUCGACGUGGGCUCCGACUUGGUCAACUCCGAGAUCAUGAACUCAUUCCUCAACGUCGCCGACAUCGCCGCCUCGGGCGUCGUGAGCGAGCCGGCGCUCCGGGCCAUCUACGACGCAUACGCUGCCACGGGCGCCCGGCUGUUCACCCAGAGGUGGCAUGAGCCCUCGGCCCGGAUGGUCGCCAAUGAAUACAUCUGGCACAUCGCCAACGACCGGCACAUGCUCUUCCGCCGCGCCCUCCUGGGAUGGCCCAAGGCCCGCAAGUCGCCGGCGUCACCCCAGCGUGAGGCCGACUUCGACGAGGUCUUCGACGCCGACUUCCACACCACCGGCUUCAGCAGGCCCAUCGACCCUGAAUACGCCUGCGACGGCGAGGAAACCUGCAACCAUGUGCGCCGGUUCCUCGACCGCCAGGAUGAAGACCUGCUCAGCAGCUUCUGGUGGUCCCUCGUCACCGGCCCGCUUGAGUACAUCCGGCAGGGUGAGGUGGACGAGAAGCACGAGGAGCACCUCAUCGAAUCCUCGCGCAUGCAAAUGGCCCAGCUCUUGUCCAAGGGCCUUGUCCUCGAACUGACCUGGCUCCUCGCCCAUGCGAGCCACCAUGCCUGGCAGGUGAACUACAUGUACGAGGCCGCCAUGUUUGGAAGCAUCUUGGAUGGGGGCGCGUUGAUAGGCAAGCUUGACCGGGAAGAGAAGGGCUCCAUCGACUGA